This is a messenger RNA of Aedes aegypti (yellow fever mosquito), 1462 nucleotides long. It is a transcript of the gene Ssl1, whose product is annotated as general transcription factor IIH subunit 2. The record is from RefSeq and is a predicted model, not a curated record. NCBI's taxonomy places the organism in Eukaryota, Metazoa, Arthropoda, Insecta, Diptera, Culicidae. Bases 196 to 1422 code for a protein of 408 amino acids. Gene Ontology annotation, cellular component: transcription factor TFIIH holo complex; transcription factor TFIIH core complex. The transcript is spliced from 3 exons. Gene Ontology annotation, biological process: nucleotide-excision repair; DNA-templated transcription; regulation of transcription by RNA polymerase II. Gene Ontology annotation, molecular function: zinc ion binding.
UGUCAAUCCAUGAAAACCACAACAAAAACACGCAUCCUGGCCAGUGGCCGCACAACUUUCUGCGAAGUAAAUUUUUGUUAGAAGUUUGGAAUAAUCGUUAUUGUAGUUUAAUAAUUUGCACACUUAUAAGUGUGUAAAAUACCGCUAAACGGCUUACAACUAAUCGAAAAUUCUGUCUGAAGUAACCGCCGUACAAUGGCAGAGGAAGAUGAAAUCAAAGAAUACCGCUGGGAAACCGGCUACGAGAAAACUUGGGAGGCAAUCAAGGAGGACGACGAUGGCCUGGUGGAAGGUUCGGUGGCCGACAUCAUCCAGAAGGCCAAACGGAAACGCCAAGCCAUGAAGAAGGGCUUCAGCAAGUUGGGCAUGAUGCGUCAUUUGUAUGUGCUGCUCGAUUGUUCGGAAGCAAUGACCGUUCCGGAUUUGAAACCGACGCGAUUCUUGUGCACGCUGAAGCUAUUGGAGAUCUUCAUAGAAGAGUUUUUCGAUCAGAAUCCGAUCUCGCAGUUGGGAGUAAUAGCCAUGAAGGCCAAGCGGGCGGAAAAGAUUUCCGAACUUGGGGGAAGCUGCCGGAAGCACGUGAAAGCUGUGGCCGGUCUGAGCAAGCUCAAUUUGACCGGUGAACCCUCGCUACAGAACGGGCUGGAUUUGGCUCUGAAGACGUUGAAAAUGGUCCCUGCGCACGCGAGCCGGGAAGUCCUGGUGGUGAUGGGCAGCUUGACCACUUGUGAUCCCACAGAUAUUCACAUCACGAUUGAGGCGCUGAAAGCGGAGGGAAUCCGCUGUUCGGUGGUCAGCCUAUCGGCGGAAAUCCGCGUUUGCAAGUUUUUGUGUACGGAAACAGGGGGCGUCUACGGGGCAGUGCUAGAUGACGCCCAUUUCAAAGAUCAGCUGCUGCAGCAUAUCGAUCCACCGCAGGCCGGAAAUCAGCAGGAAUUUUCGUUGAUAAAGAUGGGAUUUCCGCAUGGGAAAACUGAAGAAGGUAAAGAUCCGCCGCUGACGAUGUGCAUGUGCCACAUCGACAGCACCGAUGAGCCCUCGAAGCUGACGUCCGGCGGAUAUCACUGUCCGCAGUGUUACAGCAAGUAUUGUGACCUGCCGGUGGAAUGCGCGGCGUGUGGCUUAACAUUAGCAUCGGCACCGCAUCUAGCCCGAUCUUAUCAUCAUCUGUUUCCUGUGCCUCACUUCCAGGAGCUUUCAUUCGAGCAUCAGGCCAGCAUUUGCUACGGGUGUCAGAAGCCAUUCACCGAAAGCACGGACAAGACGGUAUACCAGUGUGGAACCUGCCAACAGGUGUUCUGCAUAGAUUGUGACAUUUUUAUACAUGAAACGAUGCAUUCGUGUGUCGGGUGUACGACAAUUCCGUCCUCUGUGCAGGCUUUGCACGCACGAAAACCCGUUGCUCCACCAGUUCCGUUAUAGAUAGGGCGUUGCGCUUGAGAAAUAAAAGGUUAUAAACCGA